Molecule: messenger RNA, 1304 nt
Organism: Homalodisca vitripennis (glassy-winged sharpshooter)
Lineage: Eukaryota; Metazoa; Arthropoda; Insecta; Hemiptera; Cicadellidae
Gene: GXIVsPLA2
Product: group XIIA secretory phospholipase A2
Exons: 5
Coding region: 289-906 (205 amino acids)
Biological process (GO): lipid catabolic process; phospholipid metabolic process; arachidonate secretion
Cellular component (GO): extracellular region
Molecular function (GO): A2-type glycerophospholipase activity; calcium ion binding
Source: RefSeq, a predicted model, not a curated record
UUUGACGUUAUAGAAGAUACAAUAAUAAUUAUAGAAUGAUUACGGUGUACCUUUUUUGAUAGGUUAUCCCAAACGAAAUAAUCAUGUACAGAGAGGAACAGACGUGUUUUUAAAAUGAUUGUGCCCAGUUGGAACCUGCCUUUAUCCAGAAAUUAAAUAAAUUAUGCAGAAUAAGCUAAACGUGGCUGUUCGUUUUUGCGUGAUCAGUGUAUGACCACCUAUACCGAUUGGAACAUUUCGUUUACCAAUUUCAUUCCCGGUACUCCAACAACAUAAUAAUAAGUAAUCAUGUUACUAAAAACGGAAUAUUAUUUCAUUUUAUGUACAUUCCUUUGCUGUUACUGUUUCACAGAUGCACAAGUUUUAGAGGGGUUAAAAGAUGCUGUUCUCACUGCUGAAGGAACACUAGGGGACAUAUUUAAAUCCUUGCACUCAAUUGCAAAUCAUUUUAAAUUUACAAAGGAAGUUUGGGAGGAUUCUGUAGAAGAAGAAUGUAUAUUUACAUGUCCUGGAGGAACCUCUCCAAAAAAGAACAAGUAUCAUAAACCUACCAGUAAUGGUUGUGGAGUUCCAGCACUGAAGAUCGACUCACAGUUACUACCGAUGAGCGAUAUGACCAAAUGUUGUGAUCAGCAUGAUAUAUGCUACGGCACUUGUAAUCGGGACAAGGAUGAGUGUGAUUUGACUUUCAAGAAAUGCCUCUACAGAUUAUGUGACAAUUCCAAGGCAUUCUCUUCUACAAAGUCUCUAGAUGCAGCAAUGGGUCAGAGCCAGGAAGAGUGCAAGACUGCAGCUAAGGUGCUGUACUCAGGAGUUCUGAUGUUUGGCUGUAAGUUCUACAAAACCUCACAGGAAGAGGCUUGCUACUGCCCACCUCCCCGGAAAUUUCCAGGAGAUGAAUUAUAAUACUUUCCUGCCUGCAGUUAGGCUUUUAAUUACAAAUUUACAGGAAUGAUAUAAUCAACUUCAAAAAUUUUAGUUCGCUGUUUUAAAUACAGAUUGCAAAAUCAAAACCAAAGGUUAUACAAUAUAAUAUUUAAACGGAUUGUUCUUGUAGUUUUGCACAGUUAUUUUCUGAUUUUUGCAAGAACAUGAUUGUUUUAAUUGUAGUUAAGGUAUAUAUUGUGACGCUUAAAGCGAUAUUGGUUCUUUGUACAGUAGUUUCCCAACAGAACCUUUGUGUUGUGAGCUGCUAUUAUUACGCUUACUACUUUAAUUUUAUUUUUGUUAAUAAUAUUGAAUGUUCGGUCGUUUUUUACCCACAAGCUUUGUGUUUUAUGCAAUAAAUAAACAUUUUAGUAAUA